Molecule: messenger RNA, 402 nt
Organism: Vanessa atalanta (red admiral)
Lineage: Eukaryota; Metazoa; Arthropoda; Insecta; Lepidoptera; Nymphalidae
Exons: 5
Coding region: 21-260 (79 amino acids)
Source: RefSeq, a predicted model, not a curated record
CGACAUCUGCAAGAGCAAAAAUGUUCAGAAACAACUUGAUAUUGGCGUUCACUGUUAGUUUGGUGAUUUUCACCUUGGUAGCAGAGAACGAAGUACAAGCUGCACCGGAGCCAUGCAAUGACCUGUUGGACGUAAUGUGGAAACCAGAGAAAUUGAAGAAACCGAAAGAAGAAAAACACGACAAUGGUAAAGAUAAACAUAAGAAAGAAAAAUUAAAACAAAUUAAAAAAUUGUUGGCAAUGAUAUUGGAAAAGAAGUAAUUGAAUAAGAAGGAAAGAUGGAGUAUUUGAACAACUUGUAGACUUAACGAAUAAUAUAUCUUAUUUCAACUGUAUUACGAUAAAAUUUGAAUAAGACAAAUGCAUUAUAAAUAUUCAUUAUUUCACUUAAAAUUACCAUCAA